GCAUGGUCUGUGUUCAAUUCAGGUCCUCUUCACAUUGCCAUCGGCAACUGGUUGCUCUUCCAUAUUCCAAUGUGCCGUUAGAGACGACAGGCAAUUCAAGAUGGCGGCAUCACUGGGUAUUGCGCCGCUGCGUUCGAGGCUUGUCUUUGGUCUCGACAAAUUCAUCAGCAACGGUCCCAUUUGCCGACGCUGUCUGCACCAGAAACCAGCCAUCCCGAAAGCCUACACGUCUGUACGACAAACACCAUUUCUUUCAGCUUUUCGACAGCGCACGUUAUCUACGUUCACCAGAAAUCAGAGCUCUGCGAUAGCUUCUACACCAUCUGCAUCGUCGACAUCGCCACUUGGCGCAUUGGCGCAGGACAUCGCAUCAAAGACGAAAUCAAAUCCCUCCCGGGCAUCCUCAUGGCCGGAGACCAAUUCGAAAUCAGUGGCUUAUUGGCUGCUCGGCUCUGCGGCUAGCGUGUUUGGAAUUGUUAUUUUCGGAGGACUCACGCGGCUCACAGAGUCGGGUUUGAGUAUCACAGAAUGGAGGCCCGUGACGGGUUCAUUCCCACCACUCAGCGAGCAGAUCUGGGAAGAGGAGUUUGCGCGAUACAAGCUCAGCCCAGAGUUCAAGAUGCUGAACAGUCGCAUGAAUCUGGAUGAGUUCAAACAAAUAUACUUCAUGGAGUGGGCACACCGGCUGUGGGGUCGAGUGAUCGGAAUCACCUUUCUCAUGCCAACAGCUUACUUCAUCGCAAGGCGACGUGUCACGCCGGUAAUGGCUCGGCGACUCGUUGGAAUCUGUGGUCUCAUCUGCUUUCAGGGCGUGAUUGGAUGGUGGAUGGUAAAGAGUGGUCUCAAGGAUGAUUUGUUCGAACAAGGCAAGCAUCCUCGUGUCAGUCAGUACCGCCUGGCUGCCCAUCUCGGCACAGCGUUCAUUGCAUAUCUUACAAUGCUCACAAAUGGCCUGCACAUUCUACGCGAGAAUCACCUGGUCAAGAAUCCGAUCGAGGGUGCAAAGCUGCUAGAGACUUUGCGAAGCCCUCAACUUCGGCCAUUUAAGCGCUUGUUGGUUGGUCUCUCCGGUCUGGUGUUCAUCACAGCCAUGUCUGGCGCACUCGUCGCUGGCCUUGAUGCCGGUCUGAUCUACAACGACUUCCCCUGGAUGGGCCAGGGUCUGCUCCCACCGAAGCGCGAGAUGUUUGACCCGUUCUACUCCCACACCGAAGACCAACGAGAUCUAUACUGGCGCAACGCUCUGGAGAAUCCCGUCCUGGUUCAGCUUGACCACCGGAUCCUUGCUACAACGACGUUCACCGCUAUCAUUGCUUUGUGGGCGUAUUCGCGCUUCAGCCCUGCUGUCCGCUCAGCGCUGCCUAAAGCUGCACGUGGUGGCAUGAUGGGUGUUGUGCAUCUGGCAUGUCUGCAGGUUGCACUUGGUAUCACGACGUUGUGGUACUUAGUGCCAACACCUCUAGCGGCAGCGCACCAGGCUGGUGCGUUGGCAUUGUUGACGGGUGUCUUCGCGUUGGGUAACCGGGUGUGGGUGCCUAAGCGAACAUUACGGUUGGUGCAGCAGGCUGUAUCGUCGGCGAAGACAUCGAAGCCGGUUGUCGGUUAUACACCACUGGUCAAACAUGUGUGAUACUAUUUUGGUCAUUUCGAUCAUUCGUUGUAUAUUUACAAUCAACCUUGAGAAGUUGACACUAUCAUUAGAAGUAUGGCUUUACUAUGUGAGCACAGCUGCUCGCAUAAUGCGCGGCAUCGAGUCGUCUGUGCAAUCCCAGGUAAUGGACUUCCUUCCUCCAGUAACAUCGUGUUCGUUGAAUAAAUUGAUCACAACAAGUCAUGAUCAAUAGCGAGUCAUCGUCCCGCCAACACAUUAUGGUAGCGAUCGAUUGCACGAGCGCGUGUUCUGGCUUCUUUCGGCUUCGCGCCUCUCUAUGAGGUGGACAUGAGCGGUUUGGCGAGCGCUCCGAAAUCCAUACACCCCC
Molecule: messenger RNA, 1979 nt
Organism: Dissoconium aciculare CBS 342.82
Lineage: Eukaryota; Fungi; Ascomycota; Dothideomycetes; Mycosphaerellales; Dissoconiaceae
Product: COX15-CtaA-domain-containing protein
Exons: 1
Coding region: 101-1630 (509 amino acids)
Biological process (GO): heme A biosynthetic process
Cellular component (GO): mitochondrial inner membrane
Molecular function (GO): oxidoreductase activity, acting on NAD(P)H, heme protein as acceptor
Source: RefSeq, a predicted model, not a curated record